Molecule: messenger RNA, 1883 nt
Organism: Syzygium oleosum
Lineage: Eukaryota; Viridiplantae; Streptophyta; Magnoliopsida; Myrtales; Myrtaceae
Product: U1 small nuclear ribonucleoprotein 70 kDa
Exons: 10
Coding region: 230-1693 (487 amino acids)
Biological process (GO): mRNA splicing, via spliceosome
Cellular component (GO): U2-type prespliceosome; U1 snRNP; precatalytic spliceosome
Molecular function (GO): U1 snRNA binding; mRNA binding
Source: RefSeq, a predicted model, not a curated record
AGCUCUCAUUUUCAGCCGAGAGAGAGAGAGGGAGAGCGGUGGAGACUCUGCAGGACCCCCCGCCGCCGCCGCGCGCCGCUCCCCGCCGCCGCCGCAUCGCCGAAUCGACUCGUAUUCUCUCUCUCGAAGCCGAUCAGCCUGAGGCCCUUUUGUAUCUCCUCCUCCUCCUCCUCCUCCUCCUUCUUCUUCGCAUAAACCCUAGCUCGCGACGAUCCCGAGCUCGCCCGCCAUGGGAGACUACAACGACGCCAUGAUGCGCAACCAGAACGCCGCCGUGCAGGCUCGCACCAAGGCCCAGAGCCGCGCCAACGUUCUGCAGCUCAAGCUGAUUGGGCAAAGCCAUCCCACAGGUUUGACGGCUAAUCUGUUGAAGCUCUUUGAGCCUCGGCCUCCACUCGAAUACAAGCCACCUCCAGAGAAAAGAAAAUGCCCUCUGUACGCAGGGAUUGGGCAGUUUGUCAGUCAUUUUGCUGAACCUGGUGAUCCUGAGUAUGCUCCGCCUGUUCAGAAGGCUGAGACCCCUGUUGAGAGAAGGGCUAGAAUCCACAAUUUGCGUCUGGAGAAGGGUGCGGAAAAGGCUGCUGAGGAGCUUAAGCAAUAUGAUCCAAACAAUGAUCCAAAUAUUUCAGGAGAUCCUUAUAAGACACUUUUCGUUGCGAAGCUUAGCUAUGAAACUUCUGAAAGUAAGCUUAAAAGGGAGUUUGAAUCAUAUGGGCCGAUAAAACGGGUUCGGUUGGUCCAAGAUACAGUGUCUCAAAAACCAAAAGGCUAUGCUUUCAUUGAGUAUCUGCACACCAGGGACAUGAAAGCUGCCUAUAAACAGGCGGAUGGAAGGAAGAUUGAUGGAAGAAGAGUACUUGUAGAUGUUGAACGUGGUAGAACAGUUCCGAAUUGGCGACCUCGCAGACUAGGAGGUGGACUGGGGACAAGUCGUGUUGCAGUUGGAGGUGAAGAUGCUAGUCAGAGGCAGGUUGGGAGGGAGCAACCACCACCUGGAGGACCAUCUAGAUCGGAGGAACCAAGGGCGCGAGAGGAUCGAUAUGAGAGGGAGAAGUCUCGGGAAAGGGGAAGAGACAAAGAGGGAGAACGUGAAAAGUCCCGUGAGCAAUCUCAUGAUCGGCCAAGAGAUCGUGAUCGCAGAGAAGAUAGGCACCACAGGGACCGUGGCCGUGACCGGGAUAGGGAUGGAGAGAGAGAUCGUGGCCGUGACCGUGACCGUGGUCGCGAUCACCGUGAUAGAGACCGUGAACGCGAUCGUGAUCGUGACCGUGACCGUCGUGAUCGCCCUCGUGAGAGGGAUAGAGAAAGGGAUAGGGAAAGGGAAUAUGAAGUUGACCGUGAUCGGGACCGUGGCCGUUCUCAUGAUAAGGAAGCAGACUAUGAUCGCGUUGAAUCAAAGCAUGAUCGGGACAGGCAUGCAGGGAGGGAGCGAGACUAUGAUCAUGCUGAAGCUGAGGAUGAUCAAGGAUAUUACAGACAUUCGGAGCAUGGGCACGGGCAGGUGGAGGCUGACCGCGACUACGAGCCCUAUGAUAACUAUGAGCAGCACCAUGGAGAGCGGGGUCGCUAUGACCACUCUAGUGACCGUGUUCGUUAUGCUCAUUAUCCCGAGGAUGCUCAUCACUAUGAUCAGAUGGAAGAGGACAACUAUCACUACGAUCGCAGUGCCAGUAGAGACCGUGAUCGGGAGUAAAGAUGGAGAGUUCAUAUUUGCGGGAUUAACAGAAUGUGCGCUCUUCUCCCCUUGUUACUUUGAAUUCGCUGGAUUGUUUCGUGGGUGGUGCAGUUUGUUUAUUCGAAUCAGUCGUAGACUGUGUGGUUUGUUAAACAAAACGAAAUGGCUUUUUGGGGACUUCUAAUUUGAAUUUUCGUGUUUUUGUUUA